UUUCCUACCAAAAUGACGGAACCGGAAUUACAACUGUUGACCUAACGUUAGGUGGCCAGUUUCCUUUCUCGUACGGCAACAACUGGAAAAGUUUUGACAACUGUUUUGAAUACACGCAAUAAGUUUUCUUCGCGGCAUAUAACGUUACAUUAUUUUGUCCCGUAUAUUAGAGAAGACUGAUGUGGAUUUGUUGAUGGAUUCAAGAUACAAUAUCCAGCGGAGAGGCGGCGGUGGGAGCAUUAACAGCGGUCGCUCCAUCGGAGGGUCCCCCGCUCUUACAGGAGCUCAGUCGCGCCGGAGGAAGAUACCGCCCAGGCCGGCCGAUUACAAACUGCAGAUAAUUAUAAUCGGCUCUCGUGGAGUAGGGAAAACAAGUCUGAUGGAGAGAUUCACCGAUGAUACGUUCUGCGAAGCAUGCAAGUCCACCGUUGGAGUUGAUUUUAAAAUCAAAACUGUAGAUUUGAGAGGGAAGAAGAUAAGAUUGCAGAUCUGGGACACGGCAGGGCAGGAGAGGUUUAACAGCAUCACCUCGGCCUACUACCGCGGCGCCAAGGGCAUCGUGCUGGUGUAUGACAUCACCAAGCAGGAGACCUUCGACGACUUGCCAAAAUGGAUGAAAAUGAUUGACAAGUACGCCUCGGAAGAUGCUGAGCUUUUGCUUGUUGGAAAUAAGCUGGACUGUGAGACUGACAGAAUAAUAACUCGGCAGCAAGGUGAAAGAUUUUCUUCACGGAUAUCUGGGAUGCGGUUUUGUGAGGCGAGUGCCAAGGAUAACUUUAAUGUAGACGAGAUAUUCUUGAAACUGGUGGAUGACAUUCUGAGUAAGAUGCCUCUGGAGGUCCCCAGCAAGGCCUUGUCCAACAGCAUCCUUUCACUGCAGCCGGAGCCAGAAGUGCCUCCAGAGCUCCCUCCCCCGCGAAUGCGCUGCUGCUAGGCCCCCCCCCCCUCCAUCGCCCCGCCCUGCACUCAGCCAUUCUCACCAGCAGGGGGCAGCAUGGACCUGGCCCGUUCGCCAGAUACUCCCCAGCAUUUCACCACGCCUGUUCCUCCAGAGCAGUACCACACUUCACACAGUGCCAGAAUCACAAGCACACACAUCACACGCUUCCUUUGCAGACUACCUCAAGUUCAGGACAAGUGACUUAGGUCCAGCAGGUGCCUUCAGGGUAGAUAUCCCACGCUGCCCUGCAGAAUAAGGAAGCAGUGCCUUUUGGAUGAUUGGCUCCUUCCUUGGCUCCAUUUGUCAUUGUGGUGGGGCUACUAGGAAGUGGGGCUAGAUUAAGCACUUCGAUUCGUAGAUGAUCCCGUAAAGUAGUGCGCUCAUACUUCAUGAACACACUCCACUCUCUGAUUUUUAUAUAGUGUGAACGCAAGGGGGAUCAUGUGACGGGACGAACGGCAAGUGUUGGUACAGUACACAGCCUUCCGUAGGUCUUACGUCAUUUCUUAUGUAAUAUUUUACAUCAGGGUCACAUAGUGUUCAUGGAGGUCUGAAGUUUAUAUGAGUGUCUGGAAUGCCCAAAUCUCAAAAACAGGUGGUUAAAUAAGGGGUGGGCAUCUUUGCAUUGUUCACUUAUGGAGAAGGCCAUGAAAUGCUCUUUCUGAAUAACUGAGUUAUGAUUCUCUCCUUUAUGCAUUUUUUUAUCUUUAGCUGACUGAAAGGUGGGAGAGAAAAGGUUUUUUUGAUCUGACUUGUUUUCAUGAAAAUCUCCUGGUUUUCAUGAAAUGGGGUUUGGGGUUAAAAGUGCCUGUGUCACUGUCAACGCUAAAUUCUGUUUUAUAACCAAUACCACUGAUAAUCCUAAAACACUAAAACAAAACAUAUCUUUACACAUUUCUGAAAAGAAGGAUCUUUUUUUUCAACUGCACAUGUUUUGAAAAUGUUAAUGCCAUCCAUCAUUUGAAAGAUGAGGACUUAUGCUUCAGAUAUUUGCACUGAAUGCUGGAUUCCCAUCACAAUGACAAGAAAAACCAAGCAAAACAUAUCAAUCACAGCACAGCGAUUUCUCAGGUUCAAUGGUUAUGUCAAAUCAACAUCAGACAAAAACUGUUGGCAUAAUGGGCGUAUGUGAUUGAAAGCCAGGGACAGGGGGGUUAACGUACUUAUCCCUGAAUAUAACAGAUGAAGAGAAUAAGACAUUCUGGACUGAAUGAAAUAUGAAUACUGUUCUUGCCAGUCCCCUUGUUUACACAACAUUUAAAAAAGUCAAAUGUACAGAAAUAAUCAUUAGAUGCUUGACUGACUUGGGUCUCUUAUUAAAAGGGAGCCAUUGAAAUAUUUUACCUUGUGUAUUCUUGGGGUCUAAAAGAGUGGUUUAAACAUAAUUUUGCAGAAUACAUUGAAUUACAACUUGUUAUUGACUGAGAAGUGGCAUGAAUACUUUUGUGUUUCUCAUUUUUUGUGUGAUAUUUUGCACUACAAUCAGUUUAACUGUUCAUGGAUGGGUUGAAGGUGGAAGGGUAUAGUUUAAGGAGGAACAUUGUAUUGAGUCCAGUGUAGGAUUUCACAGCACAAAAAACUAACGUGUUAAUUUAGUUGUGACCAUUGUCCUGGACCCUGAAGAGGCAAACAGAGUCAGACAGAGUCUGGACUUGUGUUCAGGUGUACUACAGGCAUACAGAAAUGCCUUUUUUUCCUUAUUAGUAUAAUUGGAAACUUUAAAAUACUGUUCAGACUCUCAGAGUUAUCCCUCCCAAGACACUAAGCUUAGUAUUGGUUAAUGUUUAUGGUAUGCUACAAAAAGGGACAUUAAUUAGAACGCUAACAUUUUAGAGCAUAACAUUGUAGAUUUUCACCCACUCCAAGUACCCCCCUCUAUAACUUAUUUUCGUUUUUUGUGCCUUUUCAUAGGGGAAAGUCCAGUAGUUUAACUUGCCAUGUAUUUUUGUGCGUUAAUAUAUCUUUAUUACAACUUUUUUUUUUUUUCCAAAAUUGGGUGUAAUAUACUCGACGUUAGUGUUAGUUUAACACAUAAUUAUGUGUUCUUGUUGGUAUUGCCAAUUUCCUAUGGUUAAAAUACCAUUGUUGCAAUCAAUACUAGGCUAUAGGUCUGCAUUACUUUACUGACUAGAAACAGCCAGACUGUAGAGAUACUGUAAAUAACAUGGAAGUUAUUGGUGAGGUACUGGCAGAAGAGGUAGAUAAUGAAUGUCAUUUUUCUUAAUGAUUUCUGUUUUUUUAAUCUGCUUUGUAUGAAAACGGUAUGACCUUGUCUGUAUUGAUCUUCAGCAUUGGUCUCAGAGAGCAACCUUUUGAGUGAGCCACCAUUGCUCUUUGUAAACACAAGGGCAACGUUGGGGUAAUCAGUCACACAGUGAAACCAGUUUGAUGUUCAUGUAUAUUUGGAAACGAAAAGGAAUUGGGAUUUUUUUUUUGGGGGGGGGGUUCCGGGAUUUUUUCCCAGAAGUCUUGACGAAUUAAUCUGUAAAAUGAAUAAUUUGUGGCUGAUCUUUUACUCCCACUAACAAGGGUCUGUAGUGCUCUUUAGGACUAUAGAGCCCUGUUACUGAAAUGAUGGCCCUUGAGGACCAGGAACCUUUGGUUUUUCACCCUCCUUUUACCUUAGUCAGGUGUGACUACGGUCUGGCCAAUCAGUAGCACUUAUUGAUCAAGCAAUUGCCUGGUGGAAAAGAAAACCAGGGCUGGAUUUGGAUUCAUGGGUGAGAUUUGAGUAUCCAUGCUACAGAGGGACUUGAUCAACUUUAAGAUCUACAAUGCUCUAGGUAGGAUUAAAGCAGUGUUUAGGAACAUUUUGUGGACAAACAUGCCUGAUUUUGUGAACUUGAAGUUCCAGCGGAAAUGUUAGAGUAGAUGGCAUCUUCAGUUCUCUAACAUGGCAAAUGUUGGACCAACGGAACUAAGUAAUCAGAAAAAGAUAUUUUGAAAGCUUAAUGGUGUGACAAAUCAUGCUCAUCACUAAAAGAUUAAGACUUUAAUAUGGAUUUUUGUUCCAGUUUUUACAGGAGUUUUUGUGUGUGUUUUUAUAUUGGUUGCAUUGCUUUUCAUCCCACUUGCACAGAGUGAAUGUGUGCAAUGAGAGUUGAUGAAAUGCAGAAUAAGUAUUAAAAGCAAAAUGCCCUUUCAAGUAUGGAGAAAUAGCCUGUUAAAUCAGUAUGUUUAUAUUGCCCACUGAGGAAGGUUUUCAAAAUUGCAUGCAUUGUUCAAGCAGUUAUCAUUUACUGUCUUUUUAAAAUUUACUAUAGUUUACAGAAGUGCAUUGUAACGUGUUUUUAAUAGAAUAGAUAAAAUUGCAAAUUGCAUUGUACGAUAUACUAAACAGUUUUAUGUUUUGAGUAUGCUGGCAUGUUUUAAGCAGGUUUGUGAUAUUUAUAACAUUCUCCAACUAAUAAAUUGCAAAUAAAAAUGUAUAUUUAUUGCUCAGAAAUUCCAAUGUGAGCUGAAAUGUAUUUUUUGCAUUGAGGUAAUGCAUACGUGCCAUAUAUUUUCAAUGCAGAUAUUUGCCAACAAUGUUUCUGUAUAGCCACUAGAGGUCAGUCUCUUCACAAAUAAUGCAAAAUUCCAACAUCCAUAAGAGAUUAGACCAAUUGUCUUUAUUGGUCACAGAAUACAACAGCAAUAUCAAAGUAUGUCUGUUUAAUUUCUGCAUAUUUCAGCACAGUGCUAAGCAGCAUGUUUGGAUUUUGAGUUAAACCAAUAGCUUUGAGGGAAAGGGUCAAGUAGUACUUCGUACUAAUUGUGUACUGUGUGGUUAGCUUGUGUGUCCAAGAUUUGAUUUAACUGGUUGAAUUCAGACUACUGCUAUGUGCCUAGCCUAGUAGGAGUCAUUAGUCUGGAUGAUGAGAUAGUGAUGAUAUUCUGUUACAUGGUAGGUGUUAUGUAUCAUGCUACAGUGGAUUUGCCCCUGCAGUGAUGAGCUGUCUAGACCAGGCAAUACUGAUCUUUGUAAUAGUUGAUGAGCUCAUUGAAGACACAUGUAACCCCCUGGGGUGAGCUAUUUUUCAUAUGAGCCUGCUGUGUAGCUGUAAAUAUCGCAAGUUUGUAUACAGGUCUGUGGAAAAUUGUGCUAGCAACAAUGGUGUUGACAUGACUUCCAUCUCAUGUGCAAUACCAAGGCACAAAACAGUGACAUCCCUAUCUUGUACAUUACCACGAAAUUAGUGUUAUUCAUGCCGUAACCUAGUGUGCUUUAUUUUUACUGCUACAUCUCUGGAACACUCAUAAAUAUAUUUACAGUUUUUGUUGGUCAGCAUACAGUUAUAAUAGAUCUCAGAGGUAUUCCAACAGUACUGGCAGUAGCUUGUAUUCCAGCCCGUUGUGACUUUUCUCUCUGUACAGAAUUCAUGCUGAAAAUUUCAUUUAAUUGCAAAAGCGGCAAAAAUACAUUUCUGACAUGACUUUGAUGCAAAAUGUCUGGCAGAUGUGUAUUAUUUCUAACAGAAUCCCAGCAUUUUUAUUUCACUAUGUCAAUUCACGUUUCAUAUGCACUAAAUAAAUGUCAUGGUCUGUAAAUUAUU
Molecule: messenger RNA, 5475 nt
Organism: Anguilla anguilla (European eel)
Lineage: Eukaryota; Metazoa; Chordata; Actinopteri; Anguilliformes; Anguillidae
Product: ras-related protein Rab-12
Exons: 6
Coding region: 194-934 (246 amino acids)
Biological process (GO): cellular response to insulin stimulus; protein localization to plasma membrane; protein secretion
Cellular component (GO): trans-Golgi network transport vesicle; synaptic vesicle; endosome
Molecular function (GO): GTP binding; GTPase activity
Source: RefSeq, a predicted model, not a curated record